Mesorhabditis belari is the source of this 2235-nucleotide messenger RNA. Lineage: Eukaryota; Metazoa; Nematoda; Chromadorea; Rhabditida; Rhabditidae. The record is from the annotation of a GenBank genome assembly.
AUGAUUGUGCUGGCAAUUUUCUUUCUUCUAGGGAAAUCAAAUGGGCUGAAUCAAUUGCCAACUACUACACCAGCGAUUCGCGAGGGAGACAAUGUAUUAGAUGAUUUGAUCAAUCCGAAAGGAUUUCCGUUGGGGCUUCUGUGGCCUGAUGGAAAUCCGUGCCCCGACAGGUGCACAUCGUUUCGAUUAUGGAGGUAUAAUCAUCAUGUUUCCAAAGCCGCCGAAGUGGCUGAAUGUAGCGAGAAUGGCCUUCCAAUGAAGGUAAAACACAUCUAUUACUGGCCUGGCGAUCAUAUUUCUAUCACGUGCAAAGUUUGUCAACGAGGUCUCGAUUCAAAUGGGAAGAUCAAAACGUGGGGUUGGGCCGCAAAAGUAUACGACUUUUUCGAUCAUUACCGGAAGAAUGAGAAGUUGCAACACGCGGAUGUUGGCGUGCAAUUUUUACCACUCAAGUUCGAGAUCAAUACAGGAUCGAAAGAAUUCGAUGGAGCAGGGGCUUCUGAUCCGUCUUACAUGCCCGGAAAUCGAAUUCAGGCCACGGAGCCUGGAUCUUUCCCCCAUAUCCGACGACAAACGUUCGAACAAAUUGGCAAUACGUUACACAUUCAUAAUGCUGAAGCAAGGGCGGCUGGUGUGUAUUUUUGCUACGAUGACACCGCGAUCAAUUUGGUCCGCUAUUUCUAUAUUCUUCACGCAAUGACGCCGAUCAAUCAACGCCUCAACUCUCUUUUUGUAUUGUUGGCAACUCUCUUGUCGUUUCGAGCAGGACUUUUCGUCAACGCGAGAAAAGACGGUAAUCGGACGACGAAAUUGAAUUCUUUCCCUUUCCCGUAUACCGACAAGGACAGAUCGUUUCGAUUAUGGAGGUAUAAUCAUCAUGUUUCCAAAGCCGCCGAAGUGGCUGAAUGUAGCGAGAAUGGCCUUCCAAUGAAGGUAAAACACAUCUAUUACUGGCCUGGCGAUCAUAUUUCUAUCACGUGCAAAGUUUGUCAACGAGGUCUCGAUUCAAAUGGGAAGAUCAAAACGUGGGGUUGGGCCGCAAAAGUAUACGACUUUUUCGAUCAUUACCAGAAGAAUGAGAAGUUGCAACACGCGGAUGUUCGUGUGCAAUUUUUACCAUUCAAGCUCCAGUUCCAUACAAGAUCGGGCCAAUUCGAGGGAUCAGGGGAUUCUGAACCGUCUUACAUGCCCGGAAAUCGAAUUCAGGCCACAGAGAACGGAUCUUUGCCCCAUAUCCGACCACAAACGUUCGAAUAUAUUGGCAAUACGUUGCACUUUCAUAAUGCACAAGCAAGGGCGGCUGGUGUGUAUUUUUGCUACGAGGACACCGCGAUCAAUUUGGUCCGCUAUUUCUAUAUUCUCCACGCGAUGACGCCAAUCAAUCGAGUGAAUUGGAUGGAUGAUGCUAAUUUAAAGAAUCGUCUUCAGCUGAGUCCGGAUAUGGGCAAAAUGGUCUGUGAAUCGCCAGACGAAAAGGCUUUCUUGAAGCCUCCAUAUAAAUGUGAAAAUGACUGCGGGAAACCGAUUUAUAUGUACCCGGAUACUCAAUGGAAAUUCAACUGGCGUCCCAUCAUCUAUAAACCCGAAAAUGAGCCUAUCUGUGAUAAGGGUGAUCUUAAAUGCGAACAAUAUCUGAAACUUCACCCCAACACCGAUGACCUAGCGAUACGAAAAGUGCCGGAGACUGCGAUACAUCUGCAUGUUUUUAAACGAUCGAUCAAUGAUAGACCAUUCUACACGGAUGUGGCGUUGGCUUUUCGAUGGGAGCCGUGGAGUAGAUGCGAUUCGGGAAGAACACAUCAACGCCGGGAGGGACACUGUGUUUUGCAGCUCGUCGAUGGUAAAAAGAAAACGAACUCGGAAAAUACUCAUACGAAAGCAACGAGGUGGAUGUCUCGAUUGGAUAGCAUUUUCAGGCUUUCUGGAGGAAAGAAUACGACAUUUGUGAGAUUGCACAGUUCAACUUUGAUGACGAUGAUCAUGGAUCAACCAGUGAACUCCGAUUGUGGAGCAAGAGAAAGAUCGAAGAGUGUUCAAAAGAUUGACGAGUUUUAUGAACAGGUAAUCUUUCCGUCGUUGGACAUCCCGGGAGAACAAUUCAACCGAAAGAAAUUCACAUUGAACAACGAGUGGAGGACUUGUUUUAAAUACAAACACUCGGGAGAAAAUGCGGGAAGUGAUGGAUCGUAUUCGGAUAUUGUUGGCACCUAUGUGAUCGAAACAAAGGAGUGUCCU